AAGCUUUUGGGAUCUUAGCGAACCACAAAAGUUUGGGCAAAAAUUUAGUGGAUUCCGUGAUGGCUGCUACGGAUGCAUUUGCAGCUUUGGACGCCAACAACGAUGGUGUGUUGAGCCGGGAGGAAUUCCAAGCAGCGAUGGAGCAAACUGUGCCUGUAGCAGCGGCCGCCUCCGGAACCUUGACUUACACGACUGGGCAGCCCAUGACCUAUGCUGCAGGCCAGCCGAUGACAUACACCGGGCAGACCAUGACCUACGGCUCUGCUCCCAUGAUUUACACUGCACCACCAGUGUACAUCACUGCUCCUGCAGCUACCACUGAAAUGGCACCAGCAUAUGCAGCCGCACAGCCAGCUCCUGUGACAGCAACUUACACUGCGCCACCAGUGUACAUCACUGCUCCUGCAGCCACCACUGAAAUGGCACCAGCAUAUGCAGCCGCACAGCCAGCUCCUGUGACAGCAACUUACACUGCGCCACCUGUCUACGUGACAGCUCCUAUGGCCAGCACCGAAGCUGCCCCAGCAGGCACUGUGAGCUCACUGUCCCAGCCAAUGACCUAUGCUGCAGCCCCUCAGGCAGCACCCCCCGUCACUGCUACCUACACUGCACCUCCAGUGUAUAUCACUGCUCCAGCAGCGACGACCGAGGCUGCCCCAGCAGCCACAAGCUCAGUGACAAUGGGAACUCCGGUCACGGCAUACACUUCGGCUGCGCAGCCUGUUCCCGUGACUGCAACCUACACUGCUGACCCAGUGUACCUGACCGCGCCUGCAGUGACCACCACGACAAUGCCUGCGAUGACAAGCUCUGCUGCGAUCCCUCAAACUAUCUCUUCAGCAGCUGUCCAGCCAAUGACGUUUGCUAGCUAUGCUUCUCCUCAACCAUCCAUGAUUUAUGCUGCUCCUGCAGCUGCCCCAGAACCAGUUCCACAGCCCAUGAUUUAUGCCGCUCCUGCUGCUUCUCCUGAACCGGUGCCGCAGCCAAUGACAUAUGCCGCACCAGUUGCAGUGCCUGAGCCAGCCCCUCAGCCAAUGAUCUAUGCUGCUCCUGCUGCCGCUCCUGAGCCGGUGCCACAGCCAAUGACAUAUGCAGCCCCAGCUGCAGUGCCUGAGCCAGCCCCGCAGCCGAUGAUUUAUGCUGCUCCUGUAGAGGUACCGGAGCCGACGCCAGCACCUGUGCAGCCUAUGAUUUACGCGGCUCCAGCUGCGGCCCCUGAGCCAACUCCAGAGGCCUCACAGCCCAUGAUCUAUGCAGCCCCAGCAUCUUCAGUACAGGCUGCACCCAUCUCCACCGUGGGCGGAAGCUCAGCUGCGAUGGUGCCACAAACAGCUUCACCCACCAUGACCUUCAAUUCCGCCCCUGUGCCCAUGCCUAUGACGGCAACAUACACUGCCCCAGCACAGUAUGUCACAGCACCAGCUGCCCCCACAACCACCAUCAGCACCAUUGGCUCCGCUGCUCAGCCCGUGUCUUCCGCGACAGCAGUGCAACCAGGCACCUACACCACUGGACAGCCGAUUGUUUACAGUUCCCAACCUGUGACAUAUGCUGCACCACAGACUGUGCUUGCUCCACAAGUGGCCACAGCACCUGUCCAGUAUACCACGAUGGCUGCAAGCCGCACUUGGGUGCCUCAAGCCCAAACGCAGUACACAACUGCUCCUGUGCAGUAUGUGUCAAGCACUACAGGUCAGACAGACCUUUUCGCGAAGUUGGACACCAAUGGCGAUGGAACGUUGUCCCGAGAAGAGUUUGCUGCUGCGAUGCCUCAGUGAAACGAUUGGCGGUCUCGUGUGGUGGAGGCGAACGCUGCGGUCCAAAGCUUGAAAGGCUCGAUGAUGCUGCAGAUUGAGAGACCGUCUUGGCGCAGCCUCCGGUUUUGAAAGUCAAUGAGAGAGUAACAGUGACAGAAUGCAUUCAAGUAUAUAGGACGUAGAGAAGAAAUGUGCUGUG
This is a messenger RNA of Cladocopium goreaui, 1956 nucleotides long. Lineage: Eukaryota; Dinophyceae; Suessiales; Symbiodiniaceae. The record is from the annotation of a GenBank genome assembly.